AUGGGGUUCGUUGUCGUCGAAGGGGACACUGUUUUGGCUAAGGCAAACAUCAUAGCUAGACCAGAAGCGAAAGCUCACCAGACGGGUGAGCAGAUUCGAUGCAUGGCCAGAUCAGGGUCGUUCUGCGCUCCCACAACAACUGUUGCACCUGGUUUCGUGCAAGCAAACCUGAUUGUCCUGCCAUCAAAAUAUGCAUCUGAUUUUCGGCGAUUCUGCAAAAGGAAUCCCGUUCCAUGUCCGCUCUUAGCAGAAUCGAAGAGUAUUGGGGUGUGGGAUCAGCUUCAAUCGCACGUACCAGGCCUUACUGGCGAGCAAAUUGCAGCCAACGUCGACAUACGCUCAGAUUUCCCUCUCUAUCUUGUCUACGACAAUGGAACAUUGACGAAAUCUAAACAAAGCCUUCAGAGCGAAUGGACUCAAGACCACGUGGCCUUCCUCAUCGGAUGUUCCUUUUCAUUUGACAAUGCUCUCACCCUUGCAGGCCUUCCCCCAGCACAUACGCUGUUUGGCCGAAACGUUCCGAUGUAUCGAACUAGUAUCCCGUUGUGCCCUGCGGGCGCAUUCAAGAAGUCGACUUAUGUUGUUUCGAUGAGGCCAUAUCGAAGGAAGGAUAUCGAGAGGGUCCGGGAUAUUACUCGUCCGUACCUCAUCACACACGGCGAACCUCUUGAUUGGGGGUGGGACGCGCUUAACCGACUGGGCAUCGCAGAUAUCUCCCAUCCGGAAUAUGGAGAUAAACCUAUCACACCAGACGGUGCAGAAUUUGUCAAAGGAAUUGGUGUAGGCGGUGAGACGUUAGAGCCUGUUUUCUUCGGAUGUGGAGUCACUCCUCAGGAAGCCAUCCAAAGGAUUGGGCUUCAGGGGAGAGUCUUUGCUCACGCUCCGGGUCAUAUGAUAGUGCUCGACAUAAGGGAUUCAGAUAUCAUUCAGCACACCUGA
This is a messenger RNA of Exophiala aquamarina CBS 119918, 939 nucleotides long. RefSeq lists its product as uncharacterized. Gene Ontology annotation, molecular function: D-glutamate cyclase activity. The record is from RefSeq and is a predicted model, not a curated record. Gene Ontology annotation, biological process: glutamate metabolic process. The transcript has a single exon. The coding region runs from base 1 to 939 and encodes 312 amino acids. Lineage: Eukaryota; Fungi; Ascomycota; Eurotiomycetes; Chaetothyriales; Herpotrichiellaceae.